This is a messenger RNA of Aspergillus vadensis CBS 113365, 1123 nucleotides long. RefSeq lists its product as uncharacterized. The transcript has a single exon. NCBI's taxonomy places the organism in Eukaryota, Fungi, Ascomycota, Eurotiomycetes, Eurotiales, Aspergillaceae. The coding region runs from base 68 to 1123 and encodes 351 amino acids. The record is from RefSeq and is a predicted model, not a curated record.
CCUCGAAGUACCACUAUCCAGGAAUUCAGACAGGCAAUAUACUACCAACUUAGUUAGUCUGUUGACAAUGAGCAAGCGUCGCAUCUCAGAAACCAUAUCACCAUCUCCAGAUCCAUCACCGGCAGUAUCCCCAGCAGCAGCAUCAGCACCAGCACCAGCACCUAAACGACGCCGAAUGCGACGACAACACCACAGACAGUACUUAUCCGUCGACCCUCCAUCUCCGGAGGACUACUACCACGCGUCACCAACUACAACCCCGGUAUCACCUACUAUCCCACCUGCACCCUCCUCCCCUCCACCACCGCCACCACAACCAUCCUCACCACCACCCCUACCCCCAAGAACAACCCCGCGAUACCGACACAUCCUCCCCAAACCAGCACCUACCUCCACUUCCACCCCUAAACCCCCUACACACUCACCUCACCCACACCCCGAACCCCCAAAAGGAACCCCCAAAGGGACCCCCCAACCUCAACCUCAAGCUCGAAGAAAGAGUGGUAAAAUCCACCCCCACCUCCCCCCCAUCCUCCACCACCUCCGCACACCCCUGCACCCACUCGUCUCCAGCACAACAGGCCACGAACACCCGGACUUCCCUCUCUCCUUACUACAAUACAACCUCCUCACGUCGGAUCAACUCGACAGACUCGCUGUGCAUUUUCAUCAGGUGCAUCCGCCGGUGCGUGGCUCGUUCUGGUAUCCGGUUAGGAUUGUGCCGUGGCUUAGGUGGGAUGAUGAUAGGGGGUAUGUGGAUAUGGAUAUCGGUGAGGGUGUGGGUGUGGGGUUGGAGGUGAAGAGGAGGAGGUUUGGGAGGUUUAUUGGGUUGAGAGGGUGUGACGGGGAUUCACAUCGUCGUUCUCGUUCUGGGGGUGGGGGAGGGAAAUUGGGGAGGGGGAGAAAGAGGAAGGGGAGGAGGGAGGUGGAGGUGGAGGUUGAGGUUGAGGAGGGGGAGAUUAGGGAGGAAGAAGUUGUGGUAGAUGAGGAAGAGGAAGUGGAAGAGGAAGAGGAAACAGCGGAGGAGAUGUUGGCGAGGAUGGAGAGGGAGUGGUUUGAGGCGAUGAUGAGGGCGAGGUAUGAGGGGGAGUAUGCUAUGAGGUGGAAGAUGGGGAGGGGGUGA